GUCUUUUAAAAUGAAAAUUGCAAAAUAUAAAAGGCACCAAAUAGUAGUAACUUUGCCUUUUUUAGUUUUCAGUUCUCACUUUGGAGGAUAAGUGAAAAUUCUAGCGCCAGGUUAAAGAAUUUAGAGCAUGGAUUUUAAAAAGUCCAAAAUGUCGAAUAAUAUUUUAAAAUAUACAUUAUAUUAAUAUGUAUAUAUAUUGUAUGCUAAAAUAUCUUUUGGACUGAAUUGAAUUUAUUAGACUACAAAGCGAUAAGUCCAAAUCUAGUCUAAAAAAAUUUGGACUCGAAAUUUGAGUUCGAACUUAGUCUGACAAGUUUGAAUUACACCGGACUAUGGACUUUUCGCAGUCCACUUAUACCCCUGAAAGCUAGGAAGUCUAGCUAGUACUGAGCUCUAUAGCAUGAAAACGACUAUACUUUUGGAAACGAAAGCGUUUGAAUAUGGGAAAAUGUCAUAGUCAACCAUUUCGAAGCUCCAUUAGCUUAGAAAAGCUUGUUUCAAGAAUGAAAACGUUCCCGUACUUCAUUGGUAGUAAGACUCAAAACCAAUUGUUCUAACCUCUUAUAUACUUGAAUCAUUCAUAGAUUGCAGUAAAAAGUUUAUAAUGUUUUUGACUUUUGACUUGAAUUUAAGAAAGUCAACGGCUAGAAAAGAGUGUGUUAACAGAUAAGAAAAAAGCUGAGCUACUACAGUAGUUGAGUUCCCUUGUAUUUCUUGCACUGCACAACUUCUCUGACCAAGACUAUCUAAAACUUGUGAAAGUCUUAGAGAUGAUCUCAACUUGAUUGUGAUUGACUAAGCCAAACACACUUUCCUGGAAGAAUCAUCCUUUAUAAAACUCUCACUAUCAAAUAUUAAUAGCUGAUAAGUCAAUUCAAGCUUCCCGUUUUCUGUUGACUAGACUAUUAGACUAUAUAACGUAUAUGCUUAGCUUAAUCAAUUUUAUUCCAUAACUGCAAAAUUAAAGCUUCUGAUCUCAAAUACAAGUCGAUAAUAAUGUCGUGCUUUUCUAACGAAUGGCCGUAUUAUGAGCAUCAGAAUGUGCACGAUACAACCUCCACAAAAACUAUGUCAGACAGUACUAGUGUUAUAGAUCAUAAUAAUAACUAUGUAGUAAGCACCAAUAGAUCAAAUGUAAUGAGUCCUUUUAAUGAUCUGAGGGUAACCAAGAAGAAGUCGCGAGGUUCAAAGAGGCAGUCACCAGUUACCAUAUUGAACGCAGAUGCAUCCAAUUUUCGAGCGUUGGUGCAGGAGCUAACAGGCAGGCCUAGCGCGCCUGCUAGAGUCAGGGCAAAUAAAGGUCCGCUUAACAUUAAUUUUAGGCAAGCAAAAGAACAAGAUGUUGUGUUUCCUGUAUUUGGGUACCAUCACCAAUCAUCAGUACAUGUUGAUCAUCAUCAAAAGAAGAAUGAAGAUGAUCAUGCAAUGAUGUUAUCGAGUGGUGUGCAAAGCAAUCAGACAUCGUUGCUGUCAAUUUCGGAUGAUCAUCCUAGGAUGAAUUUGGACGAGUUUGAUGAUGUUGAUCUUGAUGUUGAGCAGUGUUUAGAAGAGCUAGCUAGCAUUGGUGAGGGUGGAUAUUACCAAUGUUAACAACUGUGUUACUAACUUAUAUAUUAUAUGAUCAUGAUUUCAAUUGUCUUACUUCAUUAUAUAUUAUGAAUCAUAAGAGCUUAUUGUAAUUGCUUUCAGGGUGAAUAAACUAAACACCUGUUAUGUCUUUCAA
Messenger RNA from Beta vulgaris subsp. vulgaris (sugar beet), 1723 nucleotides. RefSeq lists its product as uncharacterized. The coding region runs from base 997 to 1590 and encodes 197 amino acids. The transcript has a single exon. The record is from RefSeq and is a predicted model, not a curated record. NCBI's taxonomy places the organism in Eukaryota, Viridiplantae, Streptophyta, Magnoliopsida, Caryophyllales, Amaranthaceae.